Molecule: messenger RNA, 1380 nt
Organism: Morchella importuna
Lineage: Eukaryota; Fungi; Ascomycota; Pezizomycetes; Pezizales; Morchellaceae
Exons: 6
Coding region: 1-1380 (459 amino acids)
Biological process (GO): translation; ribosomal small subunit assembly
Cellular component (GO): ribosome; cytosolic small ribosomal subunit
Molecular function (GO): structural constituent of ribosome; RNA binding
Source: RefSeq, a predicted model, not a curated record
AUGGCCACGCUGCAAGGGUCCCCGGAAUCCGGGGAGGGGAGGGUUCUCUCCCACGACUUCCAUCCGCACACAAUCAAAGGUCCACGAUUGCCAUCCAAGAACUUUUUCCAACCUCCCGCCGCCGACAAUUCCACGCCCAUCGCAAACGACCAAAUAAAACACCAAAAAAAAACACCCUCCCGUCAAUCCUUUAUCCUAAAUAAUCCGCCCAUCAUGCCAGGUGUUUCCGUCCGCGAUGUCGAUGCCCAAAAGUUCAUCGAGUCCUACGCCGCCUUCCUCAAGCGUCAAGGCAAGCUGGCCAUCCCCGGCUGGGUCGACACCGUAAAGACCGGGCACUUCAAGGAGCUCCCCCCCCAGUCCCCCGACUGGUUCUACGUCCGCGCCGCCGCCGUCGCGCGCCACGUCUACCUGCGCAAGUCCGUCGGUGUCGGCCGUCUCCGCAAGGUCCACGGUGGCCAGAAGAACCGCGGCUCGCGCCCCUCCCACCAUGUCGAUGCCUCCGGCUCCGUCGACCGCAAGGUGCUCCAGGCCCUCGAGAAGAUCGGCGUGGUCGAGCUUAACCCCAAGGGUGGGCGCAGGAUCUCACAGACUGGCCAGCGUGAUUUGGACCGUAUUGCUCAGACUACCAUUGAGGCCGAGGAGGAGGAGGAGGAAGAGGACCCAAAACCCCACAUUCUUGUGAUCCAGUCACCUGACCCCACUUCAACCCUUACCCUGACCUACCGCAAAAACCUUCAAAACCAUGGCCACCCUGCGCACGCCGCUGCUCCGCCUGUCCCUCCCCCGCGGCCCCGCCGCCGCCCCGCGUAUCUUCCACCGCCUCAACAGCAGCGACACCCCCCCACCCCACCACCCACCACCCCGCAGCCCCGCACACUCGAGGGCUUCCUCGGCGGCGACAGCAGCGCCCUCAGCCGCACGCGCAUCCAGCGCGCCACGGCCGCCGCUGAGACCCCCGAGUUCCCCAGCUUCACGGGCAGCGACUCGUUCCUCGGCAGCGGCACAGGCAUCGAGGAUAACCUGCACCACCUCAAUGUAUACGCCACAAAGCACAACACGCACAUCACGUUCACGAAGCCCAACAAGGACGUGAUCCUGACGCUGUCGUGCGGGAAUGUCGGCUUCAAGAAGGCGAACCGCGGCACGUUCGAGGCCGCGUACCAGCUCGCCAGUGUCAUGUUUAGUCGCAUGGAGGAGCGUGGGCUGCGCCCGAAGCACCUCGAGGUGGUGUAUAGAGACUUUGGGCCGGGGAGGGAUGCGUUCACGAAGGUGCUGUUGGGGAAGGAGGGGAAGAGUAUUAGGGAGAGUGUGGUGAGGGUGACGGAUGCGUCGAGGUUGAAGUUUGGAGGGACGAGGAGUAGGGCGAUUAGACGGUUGUAG